Messenger RNA from Monodelphis domestica (gray short-tailed opossum), 7433 nucleotides. The record is from RefSeq and is a predicted model, not a curated record. NCBI's taxonomy places the organism in Eukaryota, Metazoa, Chordata, Mammalia, Didelphimorphia, Didelphidae.
CACGUGCCUUCUUUGUUGUGAGCUCGGGCCUCGGAGCGAGGUGGCAGGAGACGCCGCAGGGAAGGGAACUGGAGACCGCGCUCGCUAGCUGCGGCCGGGGGAGCGUUGGUGCCGGGGCCAAGGGGGUCCGCUGAGCCUGAGAGGUGAGAAAAAACACAAUUUUUUGGGCUGUGUGGCUUUGUACAACAAAUGCUCAUAAAGGGAGAAGGGAGAAAAGUAUAAACCAGCAUUUAUUAAGCCCCCAUAAUGUACCAGGCAUUGGAACUACAAAGACCUAAAUGAAUCUGUACCUGUCAUUCUUCUGGGGAAGACUGCAUGUGAAGGACAGACGAUCCUUAGCAGGCAUUUCUCAGCAAGCAUCUAGCCAACUGAUGUAACAAUGGUACUAAUACUGGGCCGCAGACUAAACAGAGAGGAUCUUGGGGUGCGUGAUUCCCCGGCAAUUAAGCGUAAAGUGUUUGAAAUGGACCCCAAAUCUCUCACAGGCCAUGAGUUUUUUGACUUUAAUUCAGGAUCAUCACAUGCUGAAAACAUACUUCAGAUAUUUAAUGAGUUCCGAGAUAGUCGCUUGUUCACCGAUGUCAUCAUUUGUGUGGAAGGGAAGGAGUUCCCAUGCCAUCGGGCUGUCCUCUCAGCAUGUAGCAGCUAUUUCAGAGCCAUGUUUUGUAAUGACCAUAGAGAAAGCCGAGAGAUGCUGGUGGAGAUCAAUGGCAUUUUGGCUGAAGCGAUGGAUUGUUUUCUGCAAUAUGUUUAUACUGGAAAGGUCAAAAUCACUACCGAGAAUGUCCAAUAUCUCUUUGAGACAUCAAGUCUCUUUCAGAUCAGUGCCCUGCGUAAUGCCUGUGCCAAGUUCUUGGAGAAACAACUGGAUCCUUGCAACUGCCUUGGGAUCCAGCGCUUUGCUGACACACACUCCCUGAAGACGCUCUUCACUAAAUGCCGGAAUUUUGCCCUGCAGACAUUUGAGGAUGUGUCCCAACAUGAGGAAUUCCUGGAGCUUGGCAAAGACGAACUCAUUGAUUACAUUGGUAGUGAUGAACUGGUGAUUGGCAAGGAAGAGAUGGUUUUUGAAGCCGUCAUGCGUUGGGUGUAUCGAGCAGUUGACCUGAGGAGGCCAUUGUUGCAGGAACUUCUGACCCACGUGAGACUCCCUCUCCUACAUCCCAACUAUUUUGUGCAAACUGUUGAAGUGGACCAAUUAAUCCAGAAUUCUCCUGACUGUUAUCAGUUACUACACGAAGCCAGACGGUACCACAUCCUUGGAAAUGAGAUGAUGUCACCAAGAACAAGGCCACGAAGGUGAGCAACUUUUCAAAGUUGUAGAGUAAGGCCUACCUCUGCAUUUGGAACCUGGGUGAUUUUGGCCAAGUCAGUCAGCUUUCCUCAGCUUCUAACCUUCCUCCUUUAUAAAAUGAUGAACGGGGAGAUCCUUCCCUACUCCAGACAUGGGAUCAUAUCAACUGGCUUCUCAGAAGUGAUUGUGGUUGUUGGAGGGUGUGAGCGAGUUGGGGGCUUUAAUCUUCCAUACACUGAGUGCUAUGAUCCUGUUACCAGCGAGUGGAAAUCUUUGGCUAAGCUGCCAGAAUUUACCAAGUCAGAAUAUGCUGUGUGUGCCCUGAGGAAUGAUAUUCUCGUCUCAGGUGGAAGAAUCAACAGCCGUGAUGUCUGGAUUUAUAACUCGCAGCUUAACAUUUGGAUCCGAGUUGCUUCUCUCAAUAAGGGCAGAUGGCGCCACAAAAUGGCUGUCCUCCUUGGCAAGGUCUAUGUUGUUGGAGGCUAUGAUGGUCAAAACAGGCUCAGCAGUGUGGAAUGUUAUGAUUCAUUUUCAAAUCGUUGGACCGAAGUGGCUCCUCUCAAAGAAGCUGUGAGCUCUCCUGCAGUGGCGAGCUGUGUUGGCAAAUUGUUUGUGAUUGGCGGAGGGCCUGAUGAUAACACAUGCUCAGAUAAGGUUCAAUCUUAUGACCCUGAAACCAACUCUUGGUUACUUCGUGCCACAAUCCCCAUUGCCAAGAGAUGCAUAACAGCUGUGUCCUUAAAUAAUCUGAUCUAUGUUGCUGGUGGACUCACCAAGACCAUCUACUGCUAUGACCCAGUUGAAGAUUAUUGGAUGCAUGUACAGAACACAUUCAGCCGUCAGGAAAACUGUGGAAUGUCAGUGUGUAAUGGCAAAAUCUAUAUCCUGGGAGGAAGACGAGAAAAUGGAGAAGCGACAGACACAAUCCUUUGUUACGAUCCUGCAACCAGCAUCAUCACCGAGGUGGCUGCCAUGCCACGGCCAGUGUCCUAUCAUGGCUGUGUGACUAUUCACAGAUACAAUGAAAAGUGCUUUAAACUGUAAAGCCAGGAAGUUGCAGAGAGGUAGCUGCUGCCUCCGCCGCUGCUUCUGUCACAAACAGGAAUGUUUCCAGAGGCCCCAAACAGACACUCAAGGUUUUUGGGUUUUGGUUUUUACAUGUUAUGUGCAAACAAAAGAGUUUCUAUGCUUGCCUGACCUGGGCCAGUGCCCAUUUCCAAGCUGUAAAUAGUAAAAUGUCCAAAGCCUUACUAGUAGUUAACAGUCCUUUUCUGACUUCUGGUAACAAUGAUCUGAUAAUGGGUUCCUUCUCUUAUCCAAAGGGAGCCCUUCAUGGGAGGUAACCUUUACAGGUAUUGGUAGGUCUACGUAGACUGGCAUAUAUUGCCUGCCUGACUGUCUGCCUACACAGCUUUGCACCAUUUGUGAAUAGUCUUUUUAUUCUAAGUCUGUUCUUAGACAAUAUAUGCCUAUGACAGCCAUUCUAGAGGAAAGCUGGUAUAGCUUCUCUAUUCAGCUUGGCUUCAUCGUUUCACCCAUAGCUUAAACCAUCUUUUAAAAAUCUUGUGUCACAAGAAAGUAGUUUAAAGUGGAAAGUUGUAGCAGUGGAAUUUUUUUCUCUCUUAUGGAUGUUAAUUUAGUUAUUGGUUCUUUCAGUUUGAUAUAUACCUGAGAUGCAGCACCAUGGCAAUUGUGAUCAAAUACUGCUCUUUACAAAAGCAGCAAUUUGGGAAGACUCAGAAUAAUCCCUGAAGGUCAGAAGUCAUAGGCUAAUUCAUUUGGAAACUAUGAAACCCUUUUAAGGAAAAGAGCAUGAUCGAUCCCUCACAUUAAAGAGAGGAUAGUAAGUGGUUCUUGGAUUGGACUAAAUGUUAAGGGUUUGGGAAAGACCCUGGAGAUUUUGGCCAACAUUGUAACCAGAGUGGCUGCUCAUUUCCCUGAAUCAGGUCCACAUAGUGAAAAACCUCUUUCAUCUCAAUGGUUGCCUUUUGUUCUGUGAGGAUCCAGCUUCUGAUUGGAGGAAUUCAGGGAUCUCAGUGCGAUCUCCAUUAGCUCUAAAGCAUUGCCACUCCCACCAAGGGGAAAACCCCUUUUCAGAGUUCGGAUUCAGGGACCAUGAACAUACUGAAAAAAAAAAAACCCUUCCGCCUUGAUUUAAAGGUCAUUAUUGCUUCCACCAGUGAGAAAUGUCAGGCUCAAGGAAAAGCCAAUCCCUUCCUCCAGCCCUUCAUUCUUUUCCCACUAGCUGUGACACUGAAGGAGAUUGGUCACAUUGGUCUUCUGGGGCACAUCAAAGGAUCUCUGUUACAAGUGAUUCUUUAUUAUUUCUGUGUCAGUGUAACUUAGUUCCCCAAACCUGAUAUGAUGUGGGAGUAUGUUAUAUCCAUAACCAUACCUGUAGAGUUAUCAGAAAGCCUAGAACUGCAGGACUGUCUCAUUUAUUAUUUUAGGAUUUGUUUUCCCAAAACCUGGUCUUUCAUACUUAGCUAGAAACUGAAUCCCAUGCAUCUUUUUGCUAUUCAAAGGAAACUCUGCAAAUGUGUUAGAAUAAAGACAACCCAAACAAAAAGACCCUUGCCUGGAAAUCUCUUAGUAAGAUGCUUCUUGGCUCACAGCUUCAAAAAGGCAUCUAGGAGCAUAAGAAAAAUUAAGUGUAAAGUAAGUUUCUUAGCCCCCAAGUUAAAGCAAGAACCAUUUCAGCUAAAAUUAGGGGGGAAAUGUACCCUCAUUUUGUGGCAAAGAAUUUUGCUUGUACUAAACCGCUGUAUAAUUUCUUGUGUACAUAUUAUUGUAUAAGAUUACAACAGGGAUUCAUUUGCAUUUUUAUGUGUAUUUGUAAAAUAGUGCCCACCUGUAAAUAAAGGCACUUGAUACAGAAAUGUUUUUCUCCAGAUAAAUGACUUCUGUGGUUUCACAUCUUUGUCUUUUGUGUAUGACCAGUUUACUAGGAUUUUGUUACUAUUGUGCAUUAAUUUUUAAAAUAUCUGUGCGCCAACUGUUAUAAUAAACAUGAUGCAAUGUUCUAAGGAGCAAGGUAGACCUUCAAGCUCCAGCCAAUGUGUGCUUUCUUUCUCCUUGAUCAAUGUCUGAAACUAUGUAAUAACAAAUCAUUUUCCAGACUAAUAACCCAAAGAUCAUUAAAAAUGGGUAUUCCCAGUGAAUUUGGGUGACGGUGUUUAAGCUAAAGUGACCCAACUGAUUUUUGAUAUUUCCUUGAAUUUUGGGCCAUCCUCACUUAAUGGAACUGAUUUGCUACAGAGAAUUAAUUACUGCAUGUUGGUGUAGACAUUCAUAGUACCCUUAGAGUAAAAGCAAAGGUGAUGAUCAUACUGUCUGUCAUCAUGCUAUUGAGGGUUUUUUGGUAGCUGUUGGUCUUGUGGAAUGAGAGACAAUACUCACACCUGAAGAGUCAUUCUUAGCCAUCUGUCAUCCUCAAAGAAAGGCAGGCAAAUUUAGAUUAGAUCUUAAUUGAAUUAAAUGGAAGAGAAUGUGUUUACUUGUUGGAGCGGAUUUUUACCUGGGCAAUUUUGAAACUCUCUUCCAUGGGAACUACCUAUAUGUGAAAGGGAGAUAUUGACUGACCACCUUUAUAACAGAGCCAUUUUCCUUUUACAUCUGCUAGGUCAAGCCUGUCGGGAGGAGGAAUGCUCAAGAGUGAGCACUUGGUGCUGUCUUCUGUUUAGUCAGUUGUGCUACCUUAGGGAAGGAAGGAAUCUAGUGGGUUUGUUUUUUGUAUCAACAGAGAAAAGAUCCUUCAAAUGCUGGCCUUUCUUCCCUAGGUGUCAGAGAAGCAAAGACACUUCUGGGCUCUUUCCCACUAAAGAGAGUCUUUAGGUCUUGUUAAGAGUGUCUAACUCCUCUCCUUGGUGUCACUGAGGAGUCAUCCAUCUCCCAUUUCCAGGAACCACCCCUCCUUUGCACGGGCAUAGAAUAACACACUUUUGGAUCUCCAGAAUCUUUAACCUUAAAAGUUCAGCUAUCACAAGAAUUUGGAGGAUUUUUUGGCUUUGUUUUUAAGAAAAAAUACUUGAAGAGGAAAUGAAUUUGUCAUCUAACAAUUUGGGCUUCUGUCACUAGUUAGGUUCUCUCAGUCAUAAUUCUAGGCUCUGAAACAUAUUGGGAAAGGGGGCUUUACCCUCAUAGUGACUUAACAUUCAUUCUUGCCUCUUAAAAAAGAGAAAAUGAUUUAUUGAUUGGUGCAUUCUAUUUUACUAACAAUCCAUCAUUCACCUGUCUAUCUCUACUGUCAAAUGCCCAAUGAAACUCAGGAAAUGAUUCCAAAAGUUCUUUGACUUUUGAUCAUCUACAUACCAGGUUUUUUCUAUUGUCUAAAAAUGACAGUAGACAAUAAAAUUUUGCUGUGAGGGCUCAGGCCAAGGACCAGGCCCAUAUUUUUGUUUUGUCCUAACUAACUCGCAAGAAAGUAGAGAAUUAAUUGUUUGGGGUGUGCAUGAGAAAGCAGCUUGAGGCUCAUCUGUGCAAGAAGCAUCUCUUACCUCAGAUAAUGUUCUCAGAGAAACAUAAUCUGCUGUCUGUGCAGUCUGACAGGAAUCUAUUAAAGGUCAUCUGUGGACUGUCCUGAUUUGUGAAAAGGCAAGGUAUCAACCACUGUCUUCAGCAAGAGUUAACAUUACUCACUAUACAGCAGCCUUUAGGGAUUUGUUAGUUUAUAAGUAUUUUAAACCAACCCAUUGGAAACCAAGUUCAUGUUCACUCACCUCAUUAGUCUUUAGUUAGAUAAAUGAAUUCAGUAGGUACUGUAAUUACCUUAGGGGCUCUUUGGCCCAAAGACAGCUGAAUUACUGAAUUAAGGUGUCACUUCAGAAUGUUGGGUGCCAGAGACCAUAUGAGCCAGGAGUGUGUGAAUCCAUCAAUAAUUCCAAAAUAGCUAGCAGAAUAGUUUACCUUUUCUUCAUCAGACUUUAGCCAAUAGUUUUGAAGCGUGGGGAUUUUUUUUUUUUUGGUAUGAAUGUUUUUCAUUUUGUGUAAUUACCAGGAUACUCUAGUGCUGAGGAUAGUCAAGUGAUAAAUGAUGAAAAUGACAGUGACACGUCUGUAGUAAUUUAUUUUGCAUUCUUGUUCCAAAGAGACUAAGCUCAUGAGGGGCAGAGACUUUGUCAUUUUCUUGUCUGUGUAUCUCCAACACCUAGCAUGGUGCCUUGCACAUAGUAGGCGCUUAAUAAAUGUCUGUCUGAAUUGAAUUUUUGUGUUUCAGAAAGAAUUGUGCCUGAAUUUGCUAGAUGUGCCUAAAUGAUUUUUAGUGUUGUUUCAAAUGUUGUAUCCUCAAGAGACAGUGCAGUAAUUGCUUUAGAUAAAUAUCCUAGUUCUUUCCUAUAGUGCAAAUAUGGUUCCCCACUUUUUAAUUUGUGUAGUGAAUUCUAGGCAAAAUGGAACAAAAUUAGAUCACUUUAAAAUGGUGAUAAUUUCUUUUAAGCUAUGGCCUAAGGUUUGUGAUUUAUUUACCUUCAUAUCCUGCAUUUUCCAUAAUCUUCAGAAAUAUUAAUUGGUCACAUCUUCGUUCCAGGGAUUCCUUCAAUUGUGUAGUAAGCCACAGUAUAGCAAUUGCUUGGCAGAGUACCAAGGGUGGUUUUAUUUCUCUUCUGUCUUCAGACCAAGGUGCUCAUUAUGACACUCAGAUAAUCUCUUAAUCUCCUUUGAACAUACUGUUAAACUUUAAUUAAAAUACAUACAGGUUAUGUACUUGCAUAUCAAGAAAUUGCCUCCACAAAGUUCCUUUUUGCAAUCCUGCUAUCCUUUAGCACCAUUCCCCAUCUCCCCAAAUAGGGUGUUUCUUUUCAUUUUUCUUGAAAGCUGUUAACUUUUUGCCAAUUUUAUUUACAGAAAAUUUAAAACCAUUGCGCUAAUUCUUUUUUUUGGGAGCUAACUGGUUAAAACAAGUUAUUGAAUUGGACCCAAGUGCAGCUCUGCCAGGAGUCCAGAGCAGUAACAGCCAUUUUUAUUUGUUGUCAGUUCUGAGCUCCAGGUUGACGUCACAUUGAGAAAGAUAACCUUGUAUUUUGUUGUCUUUAAGGUUCUGUUGUAGCCCAUCAGUACUUCUGUUCUAUUUAAGUGUACUUGAAAAAUUUUCUUCAAACUUAAAAAAUAUGUAAUGUAUCUAAUAAAUUUAUCUUUUAACUUC